CAUGAUGCUGCUGCUCCUACUGGUGCUCAGUCCUGCUUGGGCUUGGAUACCAGUUGAGGACUGGGAGUCUGGCAAUGUGACUGCAUCGUUGGGUGAGUCUGGCCAGUGUGUCUGUCAUGUGUAUCUCCCUGACACCAUGUUCCCCGCUGACCGGGUUGAACAUAUGCAACAAGUCACCAAGGAUCUGAUGUUGGAAGUGGAAAUCCAAAUCAACAAGAUGGUGAGCUACAAGGGUAAGUUGGAGAUCUUUUUGGGAGAACUGAAGAACCUGACCACCAGAGUGUUAAUACUGGAGAGUGAUCCUGACAAUUACAUCAAACUGGACUUUGAGCUUCUCAGGAUCGAGCUGAGAGAGUUUGAGGCUCUGGUGUCUCAGCUGAGAGAGUCCCUCAAUUCCUCCUCACCCGUGUUUGACAGUCUGUACUCUGAGAUUCACAACAUGACCCUCAUUGUGAAUCAACUGGAGACUUACGACAAAAGCAACCUGGAAUUGGUCCGCAUUGAGUUUGCUAAACUGCAGAAGAAACUGGAGGAAUGCCAGAAGGAAGCAGACAUCAUCAAUCCAGAUAUCGGCAACUGCAAUCAUACAGGCAUCACUGGUGUCAGCAGGCCGAUGGUCGUUCAGCUGAAUGCUCACUUGAGCUCAAGUUACACAUUUGGGGGUUGGGGGAAAGACUCCAAACCUGCUCGAGGCUAUGAAUCAAUGUAUUGGUAUGGUGGCUACAGCAGUCCCUCAGUGUAUAACUUCUAUUUGUACUCUAACUAUGAUAACUUCAUUCUGAGAUCUGCCUUCAAAGACCAUGACUUACCAAAUGGGUGGUACGGCACUGGUAACAAUUACAUUGUUCAUGGUAACGCCAUAUAUUACCAGAAAAACUCACCUUUCAGUAUGUCCAAGCUGAAUCUGACCACUUCCAAAUAUGAUUACCGUGUGAUCCCACAAGCGAGCCAAAAGUUCUCAUAUAUUUAUUCAGAUUAUCAGAACAUGGAUUUUGCCGCUGAUGAAAAUGGAUUGUGGGUUAUGUAUGCCACAGAAGAAGCCAAGGGUAAACUAGUCAUUGCUAAAAUAGAUGAGCCAUCCUUUGGCAUCGAGAAUGAAUGGAGCACCAAUGUGUACAAGCAGCUGGCGAGCAAUGCUUUCAUGGUAUGUGGGGUUAUGUAUGCCACCAGAUCAGUCGAUCUGAACACGGAGGAGAUCUUUUACUCGUAUGACACCAAGACCGGGGAGGAGAGACACCUCAGUAUUCAGUUUGAAAAGUUCCAGGAAAACUAUGUCAACCUGGAUUACAACCCCUCUGAUCAGAAGCUCUACAUGUACAACAAUGGCUAUUACGUUUCCUACAAUGUGAAGUUCAAAAAUUAGGUGUGCCUUCCUCUGUGC
This is a messenger RNA of Myripristis murdjan (pinecone soldierfish), 1381 nucleotides long. It is a transcript of the gene olfm4.2, whose product is annotated as olfactomedin 4, tandem duplicate 2. The record is from RefSeq and is a predicted model, not a curated record. Lineage: Eukaryota; Metazoa; Chordata; Actinopteri; Holocentriformes; Holocentridae. Gene Ontology annotation, biological process: signal transduction. The transcript is spliced from 5 exons. Bases 2 to 1363 code for a protein of 453 amino acids.